GAAUGCUUUUUAAGGGAGGUAUCAUGUUCUUAGUUAUUGGAAACAACAUAAAUUCUAAUGAACUUUAAAUUUUAAUUUUUUUUGGCUCAAAAGUUGGAGGAGGCAGCUGCCUCCUCCGCCUCCAUGUAAUUUACGGCCCUGAAUUCUCUCUAUAUUGAUGUAAUCUUGCAUAACAAAGAUUUUUUUUUUUUUUAGGGAGGAUGUGAAACACUGGAAUUACAAUGCGAUACAUCACGUGGUAAAGUGUUUAGAAAUAGAAUAGAUGCAUGUUCACAAUAAUAAUAUUAUCUAUUCUUGAUCCAUGAGAUGUUUAUUUACAUGUAAUAUCUUCCAGGGUGGUAUAAAGUGUUGGGAAAGUGUCUUCUUAAAAUUCAUCAAAACAAAUCGUGGAAUGAAGCAUCCAAAUAUUGUUCACGAUAUGGGGCAAAACUUGCUGAACCAAAGGGUAUAGAAGUCGGCGCACUGUACAGUGAGAUCGCCAGUAGAGGGACGGACAUAGAAGAAUACUGGAUAGGUUAUAACAGAAUUGGUUACAGUGGUGGUAAGGACACGGUUGGGUACUGGAGUGACGGUAGGGAGGCGUCGUUUGAAGCUGGCGAUUGGGGAAAUUUCCAGCCAGACUGGGGAUGGGGAAGCUGCGUGUAUGUGGACGGAGAGAGGAAAUGGAAAACGAAGUCAUGCGAUGCAUUACUGCCAUCUAUGUGUGAACGACAGGCCUGUCCGAAAGGAACUUUUGGUUGUGCUACAACAGAGAGGUGUGUCGGAGCAGGCAGUCUGUGUAACAGCAUUGAUGACUGCGGGGACUGGUCUGACGAACGAGACUGUGCAACAAAAUGCACUUUCCACCAGUAUGGCAGUGAAGGAGUCAUUCAGAGUUUGAACUAUGGAGUUAACCAAUAUCCAGCCAACACAACAUGUGUCUGGACAAUAGAAGGACCUGUAGGGUCACAGAUACAAGUGCAGGUAACUGAUUUUGUGACGGAAAAGAACAUUGAUUUGCUCGAACUUUGGGAAGGUAGUCUGACUUUAGCUGGGAGUGAUUGUUUGACCAGACUGUCCGGAAACCAACGGCCUGAUGGGAUACUGCUGAGCUCUAAUAACUUCCUGAUAGCAAGGUUUACAGCUGACUCAUCUGUCCAGUACAGAGGAUUCUCUCUCAAGUGGACCAGUGAUUUUCAGUGUCAAAUGAUAUCCUUGCAAAAUACCAGGAAUAAACAGGGCAUGGUUGGGGUAUACAUGAAUUCUACCACUGCCUCGGACUGUCGGACAAUGUGUUCAAAUAGUACUUUGUGUUCAGGGAUCUCCUUCCACAGAGUGACCAGUUCCUGCUUUCUUUUAAAAGAAACACCAUGGACGAUUGUUGACUCGUGCUGUGAUAUGUACAUUAAAACCUGUCCCGUAUCAUCUGGUUUACAGGCUUUAGCAAAUGUGCCAAAUCUCGGAGGAAGAGUCAAAGCUGAGAAAAUAUUUAAGCAGAUUUACACACCCCUGUACCCACUGAAAUAUCCUGGUGGACUGGAGAUUGCUUGGAUCAUCCAAUCACAGGGCUUGUCUGUCAUUACUCUACAGGUCAUCGACAUUGAACUUUGUGGAUCAGAUUUUAUCACUGUUAAAGAUGGUGAUAACCCCCUAGCAAUCACUUUAUUGACCUUGACCUCAUCUAGUGUCUCUGGUGUUACGACCAUAUCAACAGGCAACAAAGUGUACAUUUACAUGAAACUGGGUGAACAUUUGAAAUGUAGAGGCAUCCAUUUGCAGUACAAGAGAGGAUGUGACCUAAUCUUGAACCUGAACACAGAAACACUGUUCAGUCCUGGUUAUGGUGUGAGGAAUUACCCAUCAGUCCUCCAGUGUUCUUGGCUAAUACAAAGUGAAAAUGGCCAGCCACUUCUUCUAAAGUUCGAAGAUUUUAGACUUCAGGAGAACUUGGACUAUGUUAAGGUGUAUCUUGGUAACAAUACCUUAUCCCCUCCUGUACACUCGGGGUCGGGUUUUACGGGGAGUGUUAUUCCAUCACAAGUCAUAUCAAAAGUUGGAACUAUGUUUGUUACCAUGUCAACGAGUGCAACAGGAACUGCAAAAGGUUUCCAUGCAUCUUUCACUGCAGGUUGUAAGAACCUGGACUCCUCGUCAGUGUCAGCCAGUCCAGGAAUCUCGGAGAUCUUUCCUGAGGCUGUGGUCUCUGUACAGUGCAGGGCUGGGUAUUAUCUACAGGAGCCCUACACAGGACAGGGCCAGAUCACACUGAGGUGUAAGGAGGGCGGAUCUUAUGACAAAGUCGUCCCUGUCUGUGCACGGGCAUUUUGUGGUCCUGCACCAAUUGUGACCAAUGCUUACCUUGUGAACAGUUCUGGAGUAUAUGGAGGGGAAGGAGUGACAUAUUACUGUAGGAACGGACACUCCACUGUUGACACUCUCAGCGUUGUGUGUCUGAGUAAUGGAGUCUGGGAAACUCCUCCCACAUGUCUAGCACCCUCCUGUCCGUCCGUCCCAGUGUCUGUGUUCAGAGGAAAGAGGAGUAUCCUCACUGGCGACGGAGUCGGUCACGGCUCAGUGAUUAGCUAUUCCUGUGACCCUGAUUAUGAGAUACAAGGACAGCCUGUCAUCAUGUGUGAUAAUGGUGCCUGGUCUCAUAGCCCGCCCACCUGUCAAAAAAUUUCUUGUCUUUCAUCUCCUGUGAAUAAUGGGAAUAUUGACAAAUCUGGCAAUGUUGGUCAAGGGGAGGCGAUUCAUGUAACCUGCAAUUCAGGGUUUGAAAUAAAUGGAAGAACAGAAUACAAAUGUGGUAUAGAAGACCCUCCACUGUGUAUAAAUAUUGAUGAAUGCAGCAUUUCAAAUGGAACAGUCUGUGACCAAAUUUGUGCUGACACGGUAGGGGGAUAUGUGUGCUCCUGUAAUGAGGGAUACAAACUCACUGGGAGCAGCAAUAACAAAUGUGAAAAUAUCAACGAGUGCCUUGAGGGUAACGGUUUCUGUGACAGUGAAUGCGUGGAUACUCAGGGCUCAUUCUACUGUACGUGUCCACCAGAUCAGGAACUGUACACCUUCAAUGGACAGAAUGACCUGGUCCUCCCAGCCAUGGAGACGGGGCUGGAACCUUAUCACCGCUACCACAUAAAUCACUCCUGUGUGGCUAUUGAAUGUUCUCCUCCAGCCUAUGCCAUUCAGAAUGGUUUAGCCUUGACCUUGGAGACGAAGUUUUUCUACAGAGAUGUGGUCACAUAUAUGUGUAACCUUGGAUAUGUGAUCAAUGGAACAGGACUGGCCACUCACAAUAUUACCUGUCAGAUGAAUGGCACCUGGUCAGAGUUAGAACCUACUUGUGAAAUUGUGAGAUGCCCCUUAGAUGUGGCCAGUGAUCCUGGUGUUCUCCCCAACACCUCAGUGACCUAUGGACAGUUUUUUCAUCUUUCAUGUGACAUGCCGGAUAAAAGCAUUGUGUCGAGGAGACGGCAGUGUACCUACAAUGUCAAUGCAGGGCGAUAUCAGACCGAGGGGGAUCCUCUGAAUUGUCCUCAUGUAAAUUGUGGAACUCCUCCGACGGUAAAGGGAGCUAACCCUUACUUAUACAGCUGCACACUGUAUGGCUGUACCUUUGAGUUUACAUGUCGCUCAGUGUAUACAAGGGCAGGAAACACCUCACAGGGAGGGACAGUGGUCAGCUGUGGAGCUGAUGGACGCUGGGACUUUGGUGACCUUCACUGCACCAAUGGUGUUUGUCCUGAUCCUGGGUACCCCCCAGGGGGUUACUCCUACUCGGCGUCUUAUGAAGAAGAUGGUCUAAUGUAUUACUUAUGUCAGAGAACAGGAUACAGAGCCAAGGACCUCUACCCUAUCCUGUGUACUGAGGUCAACGGUCAACUGCAGUGGAACUCCACCGAUGUCAAUGUCACUCAUGAAUGCAUAGAUGUUCAGAAGCCAGUGAUGACCAACUGUCCAUCUCUGGACAUCACAGUGACCAGAUAUGAGGCGGCAAACACUGCCUGCAUUCCUGUCUUCAUGGAUAACAGUGGGAUUGUAAAUAGAGUUUUGGUGACUCCAUUUAAUUAUCAUCCCAAUCAUGUGAUUGCACAGGAGACAUUCGUGACUUAUUCAGCUUUUGACCUUGAGCAAAACAGUAUUUCUUGCUCCUUUUUGAUAAAGGUCAAAGAUGAGCUUCCUCCUUUGCUGUCUUGUAAACCCUCGAGGACUGUUCUGAUUCCUGAUGAGACUACCAUGAUGACCAUUGACCCCCUGGACUUCAUCAGCAGUGUGGAACAAGGGGCCACGACAUCCUCUGACACGGGGACACUGAGACUGACCAAGUCGGACAUCAACACAGUCAGGACCACCAGGAUUACAGCCACGGACUCUUCAGGAAAUGUAGCCCACUGUUCCAUCCAGAUCAAGGUUGAAUCAUCAAAAUGCCAGGCCUGGUCCCUCUCUAUAUCCCAUGGUCAGAAGAAAUGCUCCCAGAGGUCAGGGAAUGCUGGGAUUGACUGUGUGUUUACCUGUGACUCUGGGUAUGUCUUUGCAGAGGAUAUGAAUAAGAAGUCUAUCACAGUGUCAUGUGUUAGUGGUGGAGACUGGGACCGAGCGACUCCCUCCUGUCAGGAGUUUACCAGUACAAUCUAUAGACAGAGCUUCCUCCUACAGUACACAACAGGACCACUGGUGGACACGUCCUGUUUGUCAGUGUACCGGUCUCAGCUGAACACUCAGUGGGACAUGCUCACCUCCAAGUUACAGACGCUCUGUCAGACAGGGUCCACCUACACUGUCAGUAUCAUCACCCCUCAGGACAAUAAUUACCCACGAUUUCAAGUCAUCUACAAUCAGGAGUCCUCGCCAAAUUUUGUUUAUGUCACCAUAAACAUUGAAAUUGCUCCAGUGGGAUUGCUAGACUUGGCCUACAGUUCGUGUGCCCAGAAGAUAGAGAAUGCAUUCAUGACGCAGAGUAGCUUUGUGGGUUCAGUAUAUCAGCUGUAUCAGUCCGGUUCAUGCCCCGCCUCCACCAACCAGCAGUUUGUGAGAACUGAUUUCUCGAACUUCGUGUGUACUGGUUACCAGGGGACACAGAGGAACGAUACUGAGGGCAGGACUUACUGUGUGACCUGUCCUUUAGGCCAUUACACCAAGGAUAAGAGGACAUGUGCCCCCUGCCCAGCUGGAACAUACCUGGAUAGGGGCAAUUUUGACAACUGCUUCAGUUGCCCAAACAACACUAAUAGUAGGAGGACUGGUCUGCCACGUCAAGAAGACUGCUAUUUAAGCUGUCCGCCUGGUUUUGUGUCCAGUAGUGGAGAAGCCCCCUGUUCAGAGUGUGGAGUAAAUACCUACUCCUCCAAUGGUCUGUCGUGUACCACCUGCCCCAGUAACACGCUGGCAGCUAAAACUGGCUCAGCUUCCAUCACAGAAUGUUUAGACUACUGUUCAGCAGGCCACUACUCCCCCAGUGGGGCGAAUCCCUGCAGACCCUGCCCCAAGCAUUACUACCAACCCUCCAGGGGGGCCACAUCUUGUAUUGAGUGUGGGUCAUAUCAGGUCACUCAGAACACCACACAGACCUCUUCACUCAGCUGUGUUGAUGGAAUGAGUGUCCUAUGUCAGCCCAACCCCUGUCAGAAUGGUGGAGCGUGUGCAGUCUUCAGACAUGACUUGUUCUGCACCUGUCCUCAGUACUACACUGGGAGGAAUUGUGAAACCUUUGUCAACCCGUGCUCCUCUACACCUUGUCACAACAAUGGACUCUGCUCGUUCAACUCAUCAUCUGCUGAUGGAUACACUUGUGCUUGCCAGACACGACACAGUGGCCCUAGAUGUGAAGAGGAUUUGAAUGACUGCAAUUUUGAUCCCCCGUUUGUCCCCUGUCAGAAUGGGGGCCAGUGUAGGGAUCACAAUGGUGGAUAUCAGUGUUUCUGCCCCUCCUACACAGGGUACACAGGAACAAGAUGUACAGUACCCAAGGAGCCAUGUACCGGUGACCUCUGUAAGAAUGGGGGAACUUGUGUCGCUGGAGGAGUGAUCAGACACAAGUGUGUGUGUCUGCCUGGAUAUACAGGGGAAGACUGCAGCAUAGAUACAGACGAGUGUAAUAGUAACCCCUGCUUGAAUGGCGGGUCUUGUGUGGACAGAGUGAAUGGGUUCUCCUGUAGCUGUGUGACUGGAUACACCGGGGAUUUCUGCCAGAUCCGAUCCAGGGAAGCAGUGUGUUCCCCCUCAGUCUGCAUGGGAGGGAUGUGUGUGGACGAUUACCUGACUAACACUGCUAUUUGUGUCUGUAAUGGGGGAUAUAGACUAAAUCAGACCCAGUGUGAGCUGUUAAACUAUUGUUCCGUAAAUCCAUGUGAAAAUGGGGGUCAGUGUGUCCCCCAGUAUGCUGGCUACGUGUGUGCCUGUCUUCCUGGUUAUGGUGGAUCCACCUGCCAGUUUGAUGUGGAUGACUGUGCCAGUCAUCCAUGUAAAAAUGGAGGGCAGUGCUUAGAUCAGGUCAAUGGGUAUAGGUGCAACUGCACCCUGCCAGGAACUGGAGGUUUGAAUUGCGGAGACGCUAGGAAUGACUGCUCACUAAACCCCUGUAAUGCCAGCCAUUCUGAUUACUGCGUGGAUCUGGUGAAUGAUUACUACUGCCAGUGUCAUGUGGGGUACAGAGGAAAGAACUGUGAUUUAGGAGAUGUUGAUUGCCAGAGUUUUCCCUGCCAACAUGGUGGCACCUGUAGAUCGUUAUAUGGUUCUUUUAACUGUACCUGUCUGUCAGGUUGGGAGGGAGACCGGUGUGAAAGGGCGGUAGACAGGUGUUCAUCUUCUCCUUGUCAGAAUGGGGGACAGUGUGUCAAUACAGUAGAUCAACAUAUCUGCAUAUGUCCAAGUGAUUACCGUGGUGAUAACUGUGAAGUGACCUAUGACCUCUGUACUUUAGCCAAUCCUUGUGUAGGUCCAGGAAGUAAUUGUGUUGUGACCAAUGGGACUCUACAGUGUCAUUGCUCUCCAGGUUAUUCGGGGUCAGGCUGUCAGCUGCUUCUGAAUUCCUGUGAGAACACCACAUGUCUUAAUGGCGGAUCCUGUCAGAAGUCUGAUGGACAAGUCAGGUGUACCUGCAUUCCAGGUUAUACAGGCUCCCAAUGUGAAACUAACAUAGACGAGUGUGUCACUGCAAUGUGUCCAGCAAACUCACAGUGUGUGGACGGAAUCAACUCUGCCUCCUGUGUCUGCAGUGAGGCCAAAAUUGGAGAAAUGUGUAACAAAAAUGUAACACACACUUUUGACCUGGUCAUUGAACCGAACACUGACUGUGGUGCUAGAGAGGAAGUUAAACCAGAAUCUUCUUUAUUCUCUCUGAAUUCAAAUAAAUUCUCUAUCUCGCUGUGGCUUCGAUACACAGAUAAAUCCAGACCAGGAUCAAUUCUCUCAUUGUAUACUCUCCAGGAUAGAGAAUCAUCACCAGUUGAGUUUAUUGAGAUCAGAUCCAGUGGCACAGCUAUAUCUGUCGAAUUCACUGCUGUUUACCUAUCUCAUGCAUCUAAGAAUAUUAUGGAUGGAUUAUGGCAUCAUGUGGCAAUAUCUUGGACUGCUUUGGGUGGAUCAGAUACAACCAACCAGAAGGGUGUGGUCACUGUUUACAUUGAUAAUCAAGUGGUGGCUAAACAGGAAAAUUUUGCCACAGGAAAACAGCUCCCACCAUGGGGCUGGCUUGUGUUGGGAGGAAGAUUUGACCAUUCCAGCAACACUUUCUCCAGAGAGAAUGCUUUCAUUGGUCGUAUGAGUCAGCUGCACCUGACAAAGUCGGAACUAAGCACAGAGAUUUUUAGUUUAUACAGUAACAUAGGCUAUGUACCAAGUCAGCUGAUUCAAAAACCCAUCAUUGACAUCAUAGAAAAUGGCAGAACUUUUGUCGACUACCAGAGUCAGUUACUUACGUCAGUAUGCAGGGGACCUGGCAGUUGUGUCAAGGAAUUUGAUGCUUCUCGCUACCUGUCUGUAAUGAAGUGUCCGGAAGAUCAGCUAAUUGUAACAGAAAGGUCGGCUUUACUUACAUGGGCAGAGGCCUCCUUUACAAAUGCUACGCAGACCAAGUCCACUCACCAAUCAGGAGCUGAGAGGCUACCCUGGGGAUUCUAUGAGGUUUCGUCUGCAGCAUUUGAUGCUAGUGGAAAUGCUGCUGUCUGCUCGUUCGUUCUAUAUAAUCGCAGAGUUACAUUUGCGGAUGUUCUGCCCAAUGCUCCGUACAAGGGAGCUAAAUCUUGCACUUUGUUGAGCGCUGGAGAGAGAUGUUCUGCUGUGUGUCUAUUAACUGACCAUAAGACCAGUAAACCUGGACCUAAAUACUACAGCUGUAGCAUGUAUAACUUGUUCGAUUCAGUCAGCCGUCUACACCCAUUUGUUUUGCCUCCCUGCUCUGCCUCCACCAGCAGACUGAUAGAUCUGACAUUGACGGUAGAGUUAGUGCUGACUGGGGAGUGUCUCCAGACCCGAGAGAGUGUGGUUGCUCUGGCUCAGUCCCGCCUCUCGACGGUCAGUGCACUCUGGCAGAGGGGGUUGUGUGGCUACGGAGUGUGUUCUAAUGUUACUGUCACCUGUCUGUCUGAAUCAACAGGUGCCCCAUAUCUCACAGCAGUAUUCCCAUCGAUCAGGGAAUAUUUAACAAAUGAACAGUUAGUAACCAUGCAUGUUAAUGACAUCCUGGUAACUGAAUUUGCAGACAAACACACAUUUGACUUUCAGACUUCCAUGCCAGUCCUGUCCUCCUUACAAUUUGACUUUGUACCUGUUUGUACUAAUGGACAUGAGCUGGUGGGAAACUUCUGUGUUCAGUGCAGUGUGGGGACUUUCUAUAACACGUCCAGUAGGCUCUGUCAGCCCUGUCCGGUAGGGCAGUACCAGGACCAGGAGGGACAGUACUCCUGCAAAUCCUGUCCCACUUCACCCCGGAAGACCACCACGUACCAACCUGGGGCUGAUGGGGUCCUCAUUUGUAAAGGUACCUGUGCCAGUGGCACUUUCUACAAUCUGAGCACCAGUAUCUGCCAGCAGUGUCCGUUAGGCUAUUACCAGGAAAAUGCCGGGAACUUCCACUGCCUUCCAUGUGAUGUUGAUAAAACUACAGCAUAUGCAGGUUCCAAACUACAGUCUUUGUGUGUGGCAUAUCCCAAGGCCAUUACAACUGCAGAAACACCAAAUGUAGGACAGAGCACUGAUAUGGAGGAAGGGUUCUCGGCAGCAGUUAUCAUCGCCAUUAUCAUCGGCAUUCUCAUCUUCAUCCUUGCAUUUGUUGUCUUGUUUCUUUUCUUUUGCAAAGAUAAAGUGCCUUGUUUUGGUCUAAAUGAAGUCAUACCAGAAGGAACAACACCAUGGAAAUAUGUCAACAGAUAUGGAGAAACCAAUUUAAAGUUUGUAAAUUACCAACUGGAGGAUGUGAGGAGACGUAAGCAGCAUAAACAAGGGGAGCAUCGACCAAGUAAAUUGGCUGGUCCAUAUGAACCAGGGGUGGCUCUAGGGUACAACACAGAGGACUCUAUCAACUUCAAGGAUGCUCCUGACACUUUAACACCAAGACAUUUACCACCUCUGUCACAUACAGUUGAGAAUUAUGAGAAACCUAAAAAGAGAAAGAAAAAGAAGAGGAAGAAUGCAUCACCCGACAGAGAACCUAGGUCACUGCCACCGCUGAUGGGGUCAGGGUUCAAAUCUUCAGCACCACCAAGUGAGAGUGGCUCACACAAACGAGGAGGAGAUAACCUGUAUAUAGACCCAAUGUAUUCUGAACCUCAGAAUGGACACAUUAAAAUUGAUUCUGACAACGAAGACUUCAGAUGAAAUCAAAGCAUUCAUAGUCAAGAUUAUUCUUUUAGAUUGAAUUUUCCAUGUUAGGCCCAUCUGAACUUAGUUCUUUUUCAUUAACUGAAUGAGGCAGAGUGAAAUAUUUAUGAAUGUACAUGAAAUACUUGUAUGAUCACUAAUUUAGAUUUAUUGAUGCGUUGAGGCAGUUGAAAGAUGUGUAGACCUAUACAGCUUACAUUGAAUUUAGAACGUGCAAUUAAUUUAAACAUAAAGAGGUACAUAUCAAUUCAGCAAUUGAUGAUAAACAUGCACUAGCUUUAAUAAGCUUUUGAAUGCAUAAAAGUGCAGAACUCAGGAGUGUAUGUGCAAACAAAAAAACUACCACACAAACUGGAAAGUUUUGUUAUAUAUCUAUGCAUUCAAGGGUUAUAGGUAAAUGGGGGGGGGGGGGGGGGGACCACUUUGAUUUGUGAGUUUUGUGUUGAUACAUGAAGUUUAUUUUAAGUUUUUACAAUAUGGGAAAGAGUGAAACUGCAUUAAAGUACAUGUCCUAUAAAUUAUAUUCAUUUUAGACGACACAAUGAAUUAGGGGGUGGGGGGUAAUAGUAUGUAUUUGUAAACAUGUUGAUGGUUGGAUGUAUUCAUCAUGUAAUCCAUUAGACUUCGAUAUGCUGCAUGUUAACUGAUGUUACUUGGUAAAUAAAUCUGUCAUAAUUUUGUAUUAAUUGUCCCUAAAUUACAUGUAAAAUAUUUUUCUCAACUACCUAGCCAUAGGUAAGAAGGGGAGACAAUCUUUAUUUGGUCUAUGCUUAACAUAUGCAAAAUACAACUUUUCGAAAAUAUUUUGAUUAGUUUAUAAUUGCCUUUGAGUUUAAUUUGGGGAUGGAGAGGGGGUCAAUCUGUGGUAAUGCUGUAACUGUGAUAAAAUGAUAUUUUGUUUAUAUUCUGUGUACUCUUUGGUGCCAAAUCCCAACUACAGGUUCUCUUGAUUUAAAUAUUUUCUUUUAAUAUAUUGCUCUAUAUAUUAACUGUAAGAAUGAAAAUCAUUGUUUCUCAUGAUUGUUAGAUGCAUAAUUUGAUUCUUACAGAUUUAUAUUUUGAAUUUGAGAUUGAAUUUAUACAUUUGUAUUAAAAGGUGAUUUUGUGCCUGUUUUGUUUAAAAGUUUUCUACCACAAAAUCUGAAAGAGACCCAUUGUCAUGAAUGUACAAUGCAAAAAGCUGUGUCUACUCAAUGGCAGUUCAUAUUUUAUGAAUAAAUGAAGUAUUUUGGCAGCUUUUGCACCACUAACAAUACAGCAACGACUAUUUUUGUUUUCACCUUACAGUAUUUUGUUGGUUUAGUUGUGAUCCACUGUAAAAGAAAUUGUUACUUACAGACUGACAAAAAUGUGUACUGGUAAUUGAAAACUAUUGUCCAGGAAUUAGUUCCAUCAAAUGUCUUCUAAUAUGAAUACAUAUCAAAGAUGCAUUUUGUCUCUUCUGUUUUAAUAUUAGAUUUACAAAUCUUGAGUAAAAUAAAAAAAAUCAAUCGUAA
Ostrea edulis (European flat oyster) is the source of this 11291-nucleotide messenger RNA. RefSeq lists its product as uncharacterized. Gene Ontology annotation, biological process: heterophilic cell-cell adhesion; establishment or maintenance of epithelial cell apical/basal polarity. NCBI's taxonomy places the organism in Eukaryota, Metazoa, Mollusca, Bivalvia, Ostreida, Ostreidae. Gene Ontology annotation, cellular component: plasma membrane; protein-containing complex. The record is from RefSeq and is a predicted model, not a curated record. Gene Ontology annotation, molecular function: protein binding; calcium ion binding. The transcript has 57 exons. Bases 700 to 9792 code for a protein of 3030 amino acids.